Messenger RNA from Manis javanica (Malayan pangolin), 697 nucleotides. RefSeq lists its product as uncharacterized. NCBI's taxonomy places the organism in Eukaryota, Metazoa, Chordata, Mammalia, Pholidota, Manidae. The record is from RefSeq and is a predicted model, not a curated record.
CUGGAAUCUUAUAAAAGGCUCUCUGGCUGGACAGGGCUCAGUCCAUUGCCCAACAGGUGGUCCAUUCCAGUUGGAGAACUGAGUAAGUCUUCCAGUGGAGCAGGGCCUGGUUCACCGUGACAAGCUGAGCUCUGCCAUGUCCUCCCAGCAGGGUGCGGUGCCCGCCAAAGGCUUUUCCAAGGGGUCCUCCCCGGGCACCACUCCGUGUCCUGCCCAGGCGACCUCCUCCUCGUCCUCCUGCUGCGGCUGCUGCGUCCCCUCGGGCUGCUGCGGCUCCACCUCCGCUGGCUGCUGCUUCCCGCGGCGGCGCCAUGGGGCUCGCAGGCGCGGCAGCUGCUGCUGCGGGGGCGACAGCCAAAGGUCGCAGCGCUCCGGCAACACGCAGAGGUCCGGCUGCUGCGGCGGCUGCUGAGGCGACCCCGCGCCUGCUGCUCUACUCCACGUGCCCCGUCUCCUAUUCCUGUGCUCUCACGCGAGCCUGGCCCUGGGUUUGCCCACCAGAAAGCCAGCUGCACUGGAUGCUUGGAAACCCACCCUAUUCUCAGCCCCACGAAGCUGGUUUUCUUCCCUGGGAACCUGAGAGCCAUUGGUGGAACACUGGGCGCUACUGUGUGCACACAAGAGGUGCUCAAUAAAUUCCUACUGAUUUGGUUGUCCUUUGAAGACAUCGCAAUAAAACUUCUACCUCUUAAGAGCA